Molecule: messenger RNA, 2463 nt
Organism: Leopardus geoffroyi (Geoffroy's cat)
Lineage: Eukaryota; Metazoa; Chordata; Mammalia; Carnivora; Felidae
Gene: SPINT4
Product: serine peptidase inhibitor, Kunitz type 4
Exons: 3
Coding region: 101-406 (101 amino acids)
Molecular function (GO): serine-type endopeptidase inhibitor activity
Source: RefSeq, a predicted model, not a curated record
CCUGGCCCUUGGGGUAAGCGGGUUCAGCCCUCUCAAGUAUCAAGGCCAAAAUAUAACAUCAGUUGACACUAAGACUCUCCUGCUUUCUGCCUGCUGCAUCAUGAAGCCUGCUGAGUUGGGAUUUCUUCUAGGUCUCUUCAUCUUCUUCUUGCUGACUACCCCAUUAAUGGGUGGUGUUGCUAGACUUGCUGAAAUGAUAUGUGGAGACCUCAAAGAUCCCUGCAAAAUGGAUAUGAAUCCUGGCAGCUGUUUUGAAAUUCACUUUAGAUUUUUCUACAACCAAACCUCCAAAAGAUGUGAAAGUUUUAUCUUCACUGGCUGUAAUGGCAACCUUAACAACUACAAGCUUAAAUUAGAAUGUGACAUAGCCUGUGUUGAAGAAUACAGAAUAAAGGAAACCAAGUAAAAAAAGUCAAGAGUUGAUACAUCAUUCUGAAACACAGCUGUAAGAAAAUUCAAACCAAUUUUAAGAUCUUUGUAAUAUUUCCAUAAUCCUGGAAACUUCCAUCUGUUUGCUAUUUUCCUGACUUUAGUUUUAUCUUUCUUGAGAAAUAACUGUAUGACCAUUAAAAUGAAAGCAACUUUGUGUCAGUUUUCCCUGCUCUCUGAAAUGUCUCUCCCCCACCUUAUCCAGAGUUGAAUGUCAGCUGGUUCCAUCCUUAGCUGCCCUCUCCCCAUUGAACCAUUUCUUAUACAUGCACACAAUGUUUCAGGUGUGACAAACCAGAUCUGUAGAGGUUUAUAUCACCUCCCUUCUCAGGUUGAACUAGUUAGUAGAACCAAAGUACCUAACUUGUGCUCCUUUUUGCCCAUGAAACCAAAAUGAGCAGAAUGAGCCCUGAGCCUCACAUUCACAUGAAAUACGUGUCCUUGCACUCAUGACAAAUGUUUCUUUGUGACACUUCCUGAUUCAUGUACACCAAGUCAGGAGCCCCAGUUAGCUUAACUAGCCUCCUGACUUGAUCCCUAUUAAUAAGUAGUUAUUUAGACACUGUUUUGUAUCUCAGUCAUUGAAAUUUGACUUGGCUGUUCUUAGUCAUUCUGGCAAAAUAACUCAAUUUCAAUCAAUGACUGUGUUUUACUACCAAGAAAAUAAUCACCCAGACACUAGCUGCCAAGUGUCUGAAUAUAAUGCCACAAGGUUCGACAUGGGCAUGAUCUUCCCAGCUGUAGGACACUCAGCUUGACCAUCUUAUCUCUGAAUUUAUCCAAACAUCCCUGUCCUGCAUACCUUCCCUGUCCCUCUUAUUGACCAAGUCCAAUCCCUUACCUGAGAAUGCAUCCUGGACUAUUAGUAGCUAGGGCCAACAUCAGAGACAUUAUAAACCAGUGAGAUCCUGUAACCAGACAUGCAAGCCUGGUCUUUUCUCAGUCUUAAAAAUAAUAAAAUUAAUCCCCAAAAUUGAGACCAUUUUCUGCAAGAGCUCUGAUUACUUCAAAAUUAGGCCUUCAUCCAAAGAGAGUUUACUCUGAACAGGUGAAGCCCAAAUUCUGGCAUGUUUCAAUUUUGGUGAAGACCUGGGAAUUACAAAUUAUUCUUAAGCCAAAUAAGCUGUUGGAGACAUGCUGUGCACUCUGAAAUAAUAGGAACUAGGCUAACCUGACUGGUUCACAUAAGUGGAAGUUUUGAGAUUUUCCUUUUGCAAGUCACGAAGCUGGGUGUCCCAGAUAGACAGUCUUUCAGACAAAAUAACAUAUUCCCCCAGCCUGUUUGCUUCUUCUGCUAACCAAAUCCUGGAAAUGCUGGACAAGUAAAAAGAAGGCAUAUGGAUAUGAAUAACUAAAGUCAAGACUAAGAAUUUUUUAAGUUUAUUUAUUUGUUUUGAGAGAGAGACAGAGAGAUAGACCAAGAGAGAGAGAAUCCCAAGCAAACCCCGCAUUGUCAGUGUGGAGCCUGGCAUGGGGCCCAGAUCUACAAACUGCAUGUUCAUGACCUGAGCCUAAAUCAAGAGUUGGUUGCUUAAGUAACUGAGCCACCCAGGUGCCCCAAGACUAAGAAUUUUUUGAGGAAAGAGGGCAGUGUUAUCUUGGUGAGAAAAGAAAUAGAUGCCCAAGACAGAUUGCUGGGCACCAAUGGUAAAAGGAGUUGGAUGAAAGCUUUUGAGUUAUACUAUUCUCCCCACCACAAAAAUCUGGAUCUAUCACCAUCCACAUCCACAAGAUACUACAAGUGCAACUGAUAUAACAAAGUGGCGGUUCCAGAGCACAGCUAUAGUAAGAGGUAUAUAAAAACACGUGCAAGUGGACUAGGCAGACACAGAGUUUAUUGUUUAUCCUUCUUCCUAUACACACUGAGGGAUAAUGGCUAAACCAAAGAGAAAAAAAAAUUGCCAUAGAAAACACAUCUGGGGCAGAAACGUAGAAAUGUUCCCUAAGCAGGGAGGGAGACAGAGGGAAAGUGUUAUUUAGGAAGUAGCAAAUGAGUGUAAGUAAGACCAGAUUGUAUUAUUGUGGCGUUUUGAC